AUGCAUGACUCUGCUCUAUUUCUCCAUCGCACCUCUCAUGGCCUGAUACUUCUCUUACUUUAUGUUGAUGACAUGAUCAUCACUGGUUCUGAUUCUAUUGCUAUUGCUGAAGUCAAAAGUCAUCUCUUCCAUGAAUUCGAAAUGAAAGACUUGGGCCCGCUACGUUAUUUCCUUGGUAUUGAAGCUGCUUCCUCUCCUCAAGGGUAUCUUUUGGGACAGUCCAAAUAUGUUACUGAUAUUCUUCACCGUGCUCGUCUCACGGAUACGAAGACUGUUGAUACUCCCCUUGAACUUCAUGCCAAGUUCUCUGCCUCUGAUGGUGUCCCCCUUGAGGAUCCUACGGAAUAUCGCGAAUUUGUGGGUUGCUUGGUUUAUCUUACUGUUAUUUGGCCAGAUAUUUCUUAUGCAGUUCACAUUGUUAAUCAGUUUGUCUCUGCUCCUCGGACUACGCAUUGGGCUGCCCUCUUACCUAUUCUCCGUUAUCUUCGUGGUACCCUUCAUCAGUGCCUUCUGAUUUCUUCUACAUCAAGCUUAACCCUCCAUGUUUAUGCUGAUGCUAACUGGGCAAGUGAUGUCAAUGACCGCAAAUCUACCUUUGGCCUCUGUGUUUUUCUAGGCGAUUCUCUUAUCUCAUAA
Rhododendron vialii is the source of this 636-nucleotide messenger RNA. RefSeq lists its product as uncharacterized. The transcript has a single exon. The record is from RefSeq and is a predicted model, not a curated record. Bases 1 to 636 code for a protein of 211 amino acids. NCBI's taxonomy places the organism in Eukaryota, Viridiplantae, Streptophyta, Magnoliopsida, Ericales, Ericaceae.